CAGAUAAAUACGGGACUGAUUUAUGGUAAAUAAACCACCCACUUGAGAACGGGUCUAUUGGGGAUAGAGGUUGAUCAAAACUGUGGGUUUAUAAUGGAAUACUUUCGCGUUUAACUGUUGCCAAUAAACUCAAUAUUGACACUGCGGCGAGAAUAGGAUAUUGACAUCUUCACAUUCUUAGAUACGACUCGGUGGAAUAAAGGAUACAGUUGGAGUUAAUUAGCCGAUGCCGCGUUGUAUCAGCCAUGGCAACAUCGACUUCAGGUGCCGCUCUUUCAGCGAAUGAGAAGCUUACCUUACAGGCGCUGAAGGACCACGACAAAGUGCAUCCAAAACUUUCUGCAACGCCUGUGCCACCGACCCUCAAAGACAGUUCUAAAAGAGGACCCGGCUCCAAGGUAUCAUCGACCUCAAGACGCAGUCAUGCCAGCGGUGACCAAUCGUCUUCCCGCUCAGACCGCACCGGAAAGCCUCCAAGAAUCAACUUCUUCAAAUUCGUCGUGGCCACGCGUGCCUGGCAUCGUAUCGCAAAGAACAGCAGCAUCGCCAAGAGCAGCGAGAAACUUCAACCAGUCGUCAGGUACGAAAAUACGUACAAAACUGACCCAGAAAAGGGUCAGUAUUUUGCGCCGGGAAAAGUCGAAGAGAUGCUGAAAGAUACGAUGGAAAAGAAACUCAAGUGCGUAAAAUACAGUCCUGAAAAAUGUCGUCUGAUUACAACGGAACUGACUGCGGAAAUCAAGAGCAAGGUGAAGGCCUUGGAGUUCCCGCGAUACAAGAUCGUGUGCAAUGUUGUGAUGACGGAGAACAAGCGCCAGGGUCUUGAGAUAGCUAGCAGGUGCGUAUGGAAUCAUAGCACGGACAACUUUGCCUCGUACACAUACAGGAACGCUACCCUGAUAGCUAUGGCGAAUGUCUAUGGAGUCUACUUUGAGUAACCACGGUAACGUGCAGAUGUGUGAUGUGACGAUGAUAAACUGGCGUCGAAAUGAAUCUACGGCGUCCGUUCCAAGUAUCGGUUACUUUGUGCAUUCAAUUAUGUACUUUGCGUUUACGGUGCUGAGCAACAACAUAUUAACGGCAUCAAAGUUGAGAAAUGUUGAAUUUCCAAAUGCUUAUGUCGUGAACUCUAAAGAACAGUAAUCUCAAAAUGAAAACUGAGUGCAUUGUAUACUACAAUUGCAAGGGACUUUUAAAUACGAUUGUCCCUGUGUUACCUGUCUUACAUGUUCUUUAAGAAACUGCUAGUUAAAUGGCUAGACAUUUUGUAAAACACAAUCCUACUUUAAAGUAUCAUGACUAGGGAUGGGACCGAAUAUCCGAAUAUUCGAAUAUUCGAAAAUCGGCCGAAUAUUCGAAUCCAUAAUUCAUAUUCGAAUAUUCUAUUUUUAUGCAAAGGCACUUCCAAAAAUGUACAUGUACAAAGUCGCAGUUUUGGUUUUCAUUAAAAGUAAUUGCUUUGAUAACAGCUGCCAUCAAUGAACGAGGUAAUAACUGGCAAACGGGAGGGUAUAAGGAGAGGGGACAAUCAAUUUUCUCUCAAUUCAGAGUAAUGCAAUAUGUACACAUUAUUUUCUGUCAAUCAGUCAAAUAUGAAAGUCAAUUAAUGUGAAACAUUAACGUUUAUUGAUAAACAUUUAACCAUCUGUGUUUUUACAGGUUUUUUAACCUCAGCGGUCAAUUGUAUAAACAGUGGUUAAUAUUAGCUGUAGUUACUUGAUUAGCGCAGUUAUUUACAUGGAUAUGUUGCCACCAUAUAGUUGUAUUUGUAUAAACGAUGGUUACUCCGUUAUAACCUAA
Messenger RNA from Dreissena polymorpha, 1800 nucleotides. RefSeq names its product dynein light chain Tctex-type 5-B-like. Lineage: Eukaryota; Metazoa; Mollusca; Bivalvia; Myida; Dreissenidae. The transcript has 4 exons. Gene Ontology annotation, molecular function: dynein intermediate chain binding. Gene Ontology annotation, cellular component: cytoplasmic dynein complex; cytoplasm. Bases 246 to 938 code for a protein of 230 amino acids. The record is from RefSeq and is a predicted model, not a curated record. Gene Ontology annotation, biological process: microtubule-based movement.